UCCAUCCAUCCGCUUGCGGUCGGAGCGGCCCCUUUAAGCGCGGCGGUGACGUCAGAGGUGGGCACAUCUGGCGCGCUGCCCGCGGGCACAUCUGGCUGGGGUCACACCGUCGCAGCCGCGCACUGUUGGUACCUCAUGACUCUGUCCCGCACCCUCCGGGCCCUGGCGCUGACGGUCGGGACCGCCGUGUUCGCCCUCUGUUCCCUCCUCUACAUCGCCUGGAAGAUCUACUUCAGAGACACCAACAGUGGCACCGACUGGGACGGAUGGUGGGAGCAGGACCUGUGGGAGCAAGCCCCCCACAAAGACGCUCUGGAGUGGCAGCAAGUGCUGGUGCUGGGGCUGGAUGGGGCAGGGAAGAGCAGCGUCCUGCACUACAUCUGCAACCAGACGGCCAGGAAGCACUUCACACCCACCCAGGGCUUCAGCUGCACCCAGCUUUCUGUUGAGGGGCUAGAGAUGGAGCUGCUGGAGGUGGGUGGCAGCAAGAACCUGCGAGCGUACUGGCCCGACUACAUGAGCCAUGCCCACGUGCUGGUGUUCGUGGUAGACUCGGUGGACAGGUCACGCCUGGUGACAGCACGCCAGGAGCUGCACACACUGCUGGCCAUAGAGCCCCAGCUGCCCCUGGUGGUGCUGGCCAAUAAGCAGGACAAGAGUGAUGCCCUGAGCACAGCAGAGCUGUGGGAGGAGCUGGCCCUACACACGCUCAGCGAGCAGCGGGAGGUCUUCCUGCUGCCCACCAGCGCCACCUGGGACAGCCUGAACACUGCCAACAGCAUCCUCCACGUGAAGAGCCUGCUGGUGACGCUGCUCUCCCAGACCCUGAGCACUCUGCCGCAGGGGGAGGGCAGCCAACCCCCAUCAGUUCAAGGAUGAACUCACCCUUGGGAUGGAAUCAUGAGCUCCUAGUGAGCAGGAACAUGCAGCACAGGGCAGCGCCCCACACCUUCACAGCAGCCCUGCAGGAUAUUCAAUGAAUGGGGCUGGUGAAGGAGUGCUGCCAGUGCAGUGCACACCGGCAGGAAUCACCAGCUCAGGCUGUUCCUUGCCAGUGCUGAGCACAGCUCUCAAUUCCCCCAACUCUGUAAUUAAAGCCCUGUUGAGGAGAGAUGAAGGCAGGUAUUGGGCAGCCCUUCAUCCUGAACAGGGGCAAAGACGGGCUGUUUGGUAGGUGCUGUGCCCAGCGGGCAUUUGCCCCCCUGCCUGAUCUCCCUCCCUCUCAGCUUCACCAGGUAACAGGGGAUGAAGGAAGCCCUGCCUGCAGGCAGGAGGCUGCUGGGUCAGGCCACAGGGUGCUGGGUCCUGGAAACCCAAUCAUGGAAGCUGGAGAGCACCCUGGGAGAAGGGAAUACGCUCAGCUGACCUCUGCUGUUAAACCUUUUGU
This is a messenger RNA of Melopsittacus undulatus (budgerigar), 1387 nucleotides long. RefSeq names its product ARF like GTPase 10 (gene ARL10). Gene Ontology annotation, molecular function: GTPase activity; GTP binding. The record is from RefSeq and is a predicted model, not a curated record. The coding region runs from base 136 to 879 and encodes 247 amino acids. NCBI's taxonomy places the organism in Eukaryota, Metazoa, Chordata, Aves, Psittaciformes, Psittaculidae. The transcript is spliced from 4 exons.